AUCACAAAUCUGUACAUGCUUUUUCAGACAAGAUGUUAUCAUAAAAUAUAUUUCACCAAAUAGAGACAACAAGAAAGUUGGAGCACCACAGAACCCACCAGUGAUUUCCUAAAAUAUCCCCCUCUUUACACCUGCAGAUUAUAAAGAAGCAAUACAAGGAUAUAUAUAUAUAUAUAUAUAUAUUUAUAUUCCCCUUUUUUGUUGUGUCGUGAUUUUAGAAUCUAGGGGCACGGGAUGAUAAAUUGGAGUUAGAGGGUUUCCUUUUUUAGAUCCUGUGUGAAGAGGGUCGUUUGUUUUCUUCUGGGGAGAAGAAAAGAGAGAGAGGAGAAAUCAUGGGGAGAGGAAAGGUACAGUUGAAGAGAAUAGAGAACAAGAUUAACAGGCAAGUGACAUUUUCAAAGAGAAGAGCUGGAUUGUUGAAGAAAGCUCAUGAAAUAUCAGUACUUUGUGAUGCUGAAGUGGCUUUGAUCGUCUUCUCUCACAAAGGGAAGCUCUUUGAAUACUCUUCUGAUUCUAGCAUGGAGAAUAUCCUGGAAAGGUAUGAAAGAUAUUCAUAUGCAGAAAGGCGAUUAGUUGCAAAUGAUCUAGAAUCCGAGGGAGAUUGGACUCUGGAAUACACCAAACUCAAGGCCAAGAUGGAGCUGUUGCAAAGAAAUCAUAGGCAUUACAUGGGUGAGGACCUUGAUGCAAUGAGCUCGAAAGACCUCCAGAAUUUGGAGCACCAGCUUGACACGGCUCUGAAACAAAUCCGAACUAGAAAGAACCAACUCAUGUACGAGUCAAUCUCUGAGCUGCAGAGAAAGGAAAAAGCAAUUCAACAGCAAAACAGCAUGCUCGCAAAGAAGAUAAAGGAGAAAGAGAAGUUAAUGGCACAGCAGGCACAGUGGGAGCAGCAAAAUCAAGGCCCGAGUUCAACUCCGUACCUGAUUCCAGAGCCACUCCCUCCUUGCAUCAAUGUCAGUGGCAACUAUGAAGAAGAAACACAAGAAGCGAGAAGGAAUGAGCUUGAGCUUACUCUAGACUCGCUGUUUCCCUGCCAUCUUGGAUGCUUUACUGCCUGAUCAAAGCGCAAAAUUGGGUGCUAUACUUGCUAGUACUUGUAACUGCAUACAUUGAUACCGAUAAAGGCGGAGAAAUCAAAAUUUGCACCCAACUUGGAAAUUUCUAAUAUGUUUGACUAUCUGUUGGUGUUAUUUGCGCUAAGUGUAUUUUGUGAACCCGAUCUGGAAACUCUAUUCAGCUCUCUCUAAAGCUGUAGUUCUUGAGCAUUUUUAGAAUGAUGGAAAAACGACACAAUUGGAGCUGUGGAAAUAAAUAUUAAUGUUCUGUAUAAGUUUGUAGCCUCCAAUUGUUUCUUUC
Coffea arabica (coffee) is the source of this 1359-nucleotide messenger RNA. RefSeq names its product agamous-like MADS-box protein AP1. The record is from RefSeq and is a predicted model, not a curated record. Gene Ontology annotation, molecular function: RNA polymerase II transcription regulatory region sequence-specific DNA binding; DNA-binding transcription factor activity; protein dimerization activity. NCBI's taxonomy places the organism in Eukaryota, Viridiplantae, Streptophyta, Magnoliopsida, Gentianales, Rubiaceae. Gene Ontology annotation, cellular component: nucleus. Gene Ontology annotation, biological process: positive regulation of transcription by RNA polymerase II.